GUGCAAGCAAUUCAGUAGCUGGCGCGUAGUUGACCCUCACACGAGCACACGCCACGUGAAACAUGGAGCCUUCAGUGCCCACACGUAUGUCGCGGCAGCUGACGGGGGGUAACGUGCAGGAAGAUGGAACUCUGCUCGGCGCUGGCGCCCCCGCCGCCGGAGGUGCCGGGUCGGACUGCAGCAAGAGCGACGACACCCGGGAGGAAAAAGCGGUGAAUUUGUGCAUGAUUGGGACGGGCGAGUACACCACGGGCUACGUGCACGGUGGCGCCUCGGACUCCGACAAGGGCGCCGGAGUCGUCGCCCUCACGAUGUCGGACCUGCGGCGGCGAGGUAAGGUCAACCGCCUGGGCCUGUGCGGUACGAACGGCGCCAAGUUCCCGGGCAUCCGCGCGCACAUGCAGCGCGCGAUCGGCGACCAGUACCGGGACUUGGACCUCACGAUGGAGAGCUGGCCCGCGGAGGACGGCCCACGGGAUCCGGCAGCCUACAAGGAAGCGCUGGACACGUUCGACCCAGGGGACGCGUGCACGGUCUUCACGCCCGACGAUACCCACUUCGACAUCGCCAUGGAGGCCGUCAAGCGGGGUAUGCACGCGAUCGUCACCAAGCCGGUCGUCAAGACCCUCAAGGAGCACCGCGCCCUCCACGAGGCCGCCAAGGAGGCCGGCGUCCUCGUGAUGGUGGAGGUGCACAAGCGGUUCGACCCCAUCUACGUAGACGCCCGCGACAGGAUACGGGACCUGGGGGGGAUGUCGUACAUGUACUCGUACAUGUCUCAGCCAAAGCACCAACUCGACACGUUUCGCGCAUGGGCCGGUAAGAGCAGCGACAUCAGCUACUACCUCAACUCGCACCACGUCGACUUCCAAGAGUGGGCCAAUAUGGGAAUUUCCCGCCCGACGCGCGUAACGGCUGCGGGGAGCACGGGCGUGGCGAGCGGGAAAUUCGACAUCGCCACGGAAGACACCAUCACGCUGCUGGUGGAGUGGGAGAAUAUAGAAGAUGGAAGCAAGGGCACCGCGGUUUACACCUCGUCGUGGGUGGCCCCCAAGGCCGACGUGCACAGCCAGCAGCGGUUCUUCUACAUGGGGCAGAAGGGGGAGAUCAACGUGGACCAGGCGCACCGCGGCUACACUGUCGCCAAGGACGGGGACGGCUUCCGGAGCGUCAACCCCCUCUUCAUGAAGUACACGCCUACCGACGGGUACUUCUCCGGCCAGACCGGUUACGGCUACCGAAGCUUCGAGGCCUUCGUCGACGCGGUUCGGCAGAUCGAGGCUGGCAUGGCCACACCAGAGACCUUCGACUCGAAGCUGGCCACGAUAGGCACCACCUACCUGACCACCGCCAUCCUUGAGGCCGGCCGCCUCAGCCUCGACGCCAACGGCCGACCGUUCGAUAUCACCUACGGCGGAGAGGACAAGCACAUCCCCACCGACAUCGUGCCUGUGGAGUUCUGAUGUGGUGGUUUUCGGGUUCCUUCCCUCCGAGAUGGCUCCGUAAUGCGUUGUGGAUACACGGUCGGUGUGGCUAUGUUGCCCGCCGCCGCCCCUUCUUGUGUGUGUCGUUUUUUUCUUUUUGGGGGCUUGGGCUCUGUUCGUCGGCACGGGAUACGUGCUAUCGCAGCAAGUGUCCCAUGUACGCAAGGUUUUAAGAAAGUCAUGUCAAUUGCGGAUAAUUGAGUAAACCGAACGAUACAAGGUACCUGAAGAUGACGCCAGAAAUGAUGUUUCGAGAACGGGCUCUAAAUUUUGUGGCGGCUGAUAACUUUAAGUUUUGCUUGCAGAACUUGAUGCCCGUUUUCUGGGACUUUCUCUUCACGUGCGGCUGUUCCCCCGCUGGACGAAAAGUUAGCGCACGUCGGGUGGGUCGACCGACGCUGGGAGGCAAAAGACGGCGAUGCAUGCGCUCGCUUGCGUCGAUGUCAGGUUGAGUAGCAAGAACCGACUGGUUGUCUGAUCCUUGCCGCACCCAGGGACACCGUUUGCAUGCACUCCGUUCACCCGGUCGUUCAGCAGGGAAAAAAAGGCCAUCGGUACAUGUCUAUGCCGUGCGCCGCACACGCGAGUCUUGCUCGUUCGUGGGGGGGGGGGGG
Messenger RNA from Ectocarpus sp. CCAP 1310/34, 2098 nucleotides. Lineage: Eukaryota; Phaeophyceae; Ectocarpales; Ectocarpaceae. The record is from the annotation of a GenBank genome assembly.